Molecule: messenger RNA, 3185 nt
Organism: Mercurialis annua (annual mercury)
Lineage: Eukaryota; Viridiplantae; Streptophyta; Magnoliopsida; Malpighiales; Euphorbiaceae
Exons: 5
Coding region: 127-3111 (994 amino acids)
Source: RefSeq, a predicted model, not a curated record
UCCCAACCAGAAAAAGAAAAAAAAACAUAAAAAGAAGACCACCAUUUUAUCUUAUCGGAGAGCAAAACAUUAAAAUACAUAAUGCGGAAAUAGUUUUACCAUUUUUUCACUUGUGUUCGAGCUAAGAUGGCGAAGAGAUCGGAGUUUGCACAGAAGCUACUCGAUGAUCUUCGAGUACGGAAGGAGAGAAUGAGUGCAUCUCAGAGCUCAAAAAGUUCAAAGCCAAAUGGUGGAGAUGCAUACACUCAUUCCAGAGCGGCUUACGACGGAUCCAAAGAAAUGUUAACACAUCAAACUGCUGGCUUUAGAAGUACACAGAACAGGACUCAUAGAGGCCAUAAAUCACUCUCCGUCGGAGAUGCUGCAAACGAGAUAGUUCCUUUUGGAAAAGGUCAAAACUCUCGACAAAUAGGAGAUUUGUCGAUGGCAUUGGCUUUUGCCCUUGAGAAUGGAGGAAAACUCCGAAGAGUGGACUCGUCGGGCAAUAGUUCAAUGCUAAGUUUCCUGAACCAAAUAGGAAGAGGAUCGGGAGACAUGAGCAAGAUGGCAAGAAACACUCUCGAUAGGAGUGGCUCAUCAACUAAUAGUUUCCCUGCCCUCUCUGAUUUCCAUGUCAAAGAAAUAUCAAAAGGGGCACAAAAAUUGAAUCAGAUACUUAGAGCUUGCUCCAAUGGACUAAAUUUUGACGGAUAUUCGAUAGAAAUUGGAAAGGAACUACUGAAGGGAGCUAUGGAUCUAGAGGAAUCCUUGAGAAUGCUGGUGAAUAUGCAAGAAGCUUCUGAAUACAUGACUAAUCAGAGCAAAACUCGAAUCACAUUGCUUGAGGAUGACGAAGAUGAAGGCGACCACACAAUGAUAGUAGCUGACAAUAAGCAACUUGCUCGUCCAAUAUUCUCUUUUGACAAGCAUUCAAGAAACUCUCAUUACAUUCAGGAUGCUGCAAGGAGUGACCUCAAGAAGAGACUGAUGGCCCCGAAUAAACAUUCAGAAUUUACAUAUUCUAGCCGUGAUGCACACAAUUUAAGUGGCUCGGAUUCUGCUUCCCAUAGGCGAUAUUCUAGCUACGGCCUUAACAUAAAUAAUCUUGCAGCAUUCUCAGAAGAGAAGAAUGGCUCAAGUUCAUCAAUUUCCAAACCUGAAAUAGGGAGGAUUCCAAAUGUAAUUGCAAGAUUAAUGGGGCUACAAGAACUCCCGGAGAAUAAUAAUGAUUCAAAGAAUCCCACAGUGAAAGAGUCUAGUUCCAGGGAGAAAAUGGAGGGAAGAUCUAAAAAGAAAAUUGCAGAGGGCAGCAGUACACCUGUACGAAAAGAAAAGGAUAUUGGAAACGUUGCAUCUCCGAUCAGAAAACAUAAACAGAUACAAAACCAUCCAAUCCAGGAAACUCAAUACGAUACAUAUGGCUUGCAGGCAGAAAGGAACCUAGCGAGUCAUCAAGCUAGCUACGAAGGAUCUUUUCAUGAUAGAAAACUACACCAUAAUAAUGUAGAAGGGACAAAAUCCAUGAGAAGCUCAAACAAAACUAACAUGAAAAUAGAUCAUCAUCAAGGAAACAGAUACCAAUCGAGCCAAAUAAUGGGAAGUCGAAAAGAUAUCCCGGAAAAAGAGAGAAAACAUGAUAAUGUAAAGCUAAAGGAACUAAAGGCCAAAGAAAAAGGAGAAACCGAAGAACUACUCCUAAAUGAUCAGCAACAACGCGCGACACAACAGAAACAGAAUAGAUCAGAAGCGUUAAUGACACUAAAAGGACACGAAGAAUCCAAUUCCGCCACAGUUAAAGCAGAAAGGAGAAAUGCACACAACCUGUCAUCCAACAAUCAAGCAAAGUCUCUAAACAAUUUUGCAUUCCAACAACAACAAAUGCUCCAAAGUUCUGAGCUGCAAAAGCAGCAUGCAGGAGAGAGUGAACAGCAGAGUGUUAAACAAAAGAUCCAAGUGAGAAGACCAGUAGGAAAUGAAUCAAGGAGUUCUCCAAAACCCGCAUAUGACUCUACGAAUUUUCCACAAAAGCGUUCACAUAAAAACAAACCAACACUGAGUAAUGAGUGCUGCACAAAAGAUAUUGGAAUAAUGCAAAAACCUGAAACUCCUAGAAAGAUUGAUGAACUAGUAGCAAGAAGAAGCGGAAAUCCCCAAAACUUAUCGAGAACACUGAAACACCAGACUUCCAUAUUACAAGAAGCAAAGCAGAGAAGACCAGGCAAACUUGGCCGAUCAAAGGAAGAAGAGCAAGUGAGAUCCAGCAGAUCAACGGAAACAUGUAUUCUCAAGUCCGACAGAUCCAUACCAAGCAUACCACAAGCAAACGUGUUGGAAGAACUGCAGAGUCGGGCUGAAAAAGCUUCCAACUCGAGUAGUCUUCCUUUGGAUGAUGAAUGUUGCAGCCGUAAAGUUCAACAAAUCUCAACAUUUAAUCAAAAUUCUUCACAGAUGGUAAAUAAUCAACAAGCUCAAGAGCAUGAUUUUCGAAAAGACAACCUCAGCUCUCACAGUAGAAUAUUACCACUUGAUCGAAUUCAUGAAGAAAAAUCGAACCACAAAAAAAUAUCAACAUUGGAAACAAUAGAGCCACUGACAGAAAGUGAAAAUCAUCUCAAGCAAAUACUACUGAAAAGCCAACUAUUUCUCAACACAGCAGAAGCACUUUUCAAGCUCAACAUUCCUUUUGACAUUCUGAAUGCCAAGGGUGGUCAAGAUCAUCCUGAUGAAGAGAGCAAGCUUCUUUUAGAUUGCGGAUACGAAGUAAUGAAAAGAAAAGGAAAACGAAAAGACCUUAGCGUUCACCCGUUCGUGAAAAUUAACAUCACUUGUCUCAUGGUAAGAUCGUUGGAUAAUCUGAUCAAGGAGUUGCAUAACGACUUGGAAAAAUUAAAAUUCUACGGUAGAAAUCAUAACGCGGAACCUAUUGUGGAAGACUAUCUAGUAAAAAUGCUUGAAAAUGAUAUUUAUGACAAGGAUCCAGAUGUGAAUUGUAUGUGGGAUUUUGGAUGGCAUGAAAAGAAGGUUAUAUGUAUUGAAAAAGAUGAUGUUAUAAGGGAUGUGGAGAAGCAUUUGCUCAAUGGAUUGCUUGAUGAGGUUACUAUAGAUCUCCUGCUUGUAUUUUCAUCAAAUUAAGAGGAUUUUUGUGUGUUUUGUGUGAUAUUUAUCCGAGAUAAGCUUGAAAUAUAAUGUUUAUUUUAUUGAUAAAA